Messenger RNA from Camellia sinensis, 1932 nucleotides. Lineage: Eukaryota; Viridiplantae; Streptophyta; Magnoliopsida; Ericales; Theaceae. The record is from RefSeq and is a predicted model, not a curated record.
AUGGCUAGUGACGAAGUUUCCAUCCUAGACCUUGCCAUUGGCAUUGGGGCUGCCUUAGGUGCAGACAUGGAGGUCGAUGAUGCUCUCGCAUUGCCUCUCCUCGUUGAUAGGCCAUUUGACGCGGCCACAUACCAACCACGCACACAUGCUCCACCCCCAAGUGGCAUUUUGAGAUUCAAGGGCCUCAUCCCCGAGAUAGACGAGGAUAUCUUGCUGCGAGAGCCCAUGGAGCACUUGUCUAUCGAUGCCUCCAUGGUGAUAGCCAGGAGGAUUGGUGGCUACGAAUCCAUAUCCGGCCCCCAACGUUGGUAUAAGAGACUGCCCGAGGAGAUGGCAGAUGAUAUUCCACAUGACAGAGCCCCUCUAGAGGUUCCACCUUCACUAGCACCUCAUGCCGAGGUUAAGGAGCCGAUGAUAACUGAAGCUGGUGGGGCGGCGGAGGAUAUUGAGGCAGAGCUUGAGGCAGAGUUCGCCCUAGAGCCUGAGCCUGAGUUGCUACCACUGGGGGUACAACCCUCUGAUCCGGCAAGGUAUCAUUCCUGGACACAUAUUUUACCUCCCGGAGGCAUUAGACGCUUCACUGAGUUUAUUCACGGUAUGUUGGAUGACCUCCUACUGAAAGAGUCAGCUUUUCACCUUUCAUGCCUUGCUGUUGAGGAGUUUAGAUAUAUGACCAACCACUGGGGUCACACAAAUGUGUUUGGAUGGGCAAUUGGCCAUGUACUCUACCUUCGCCCUUAUGUCGAUGAUUUCAGUACACAGUGGGUUCUGGCUUCUAUUACUUUAUUAACCCUUGGAUCCGUGCUUACAACUUACAUUGGUGAACGUUUUUCUGACCUAAAACUUGGAAAUGGUACAUCUCUUUUGAUCUUCAUGAGCUUUAUAUCCUACUUGCCGGCAUCUUUUGGUAGGACUGUUGCAGAGGCAUUUCAGGAUGGCAACUACAUUGGACUUGUCGCUAUCAUUUUCUCCUUUUUCUUGUUGGUGCUUAGUAUUGUGUACGUUCAGGAAGCAGAGAGGAAAAUCCCAAUUAAUCAUGCCUCACAAUGCAGUAGCAGAACUGGAGGGCUCCAAAAAUCUGCUUACCUACCCUUUCAGGUCAAUAGUUCAGGAGUCAUGCCAAACAUCUUUUCUACAUCAUCGUUAGCACUUCCAGGCACUUUAACACGCUUCACUGGUUUAGCUGCUCUGAAAAAGGCUGCAGUGGCUUUAAACCCGGGGGAAAUCUUACACGGUGUCAUAGCUAGGUUCGAAACCCUAGCUGCUUCGCAUAUCACCAUUGGAGUCGCGACUUUUCUCUCUCCAGACUCGCGAAGGUUCGAAACCCUAGCCCUUUCUAGUUCGUCUGGUUUUUCUCGCAAAGGCCCCUCUCUUCCGCGCGAUCUCUGUUUGAUUCGAUUCGCAACUAUCUACUUCAGCUCUCUGGUUAAUUUGGUUCGUCUGCCUCUCGCUUCCUCACGAUCUCUGUCUGAAGAUCGAUCUCAGGUUCUUAGUCGGAUAUCAGUCCUGGGAUCCGCAUUUUUGGCAAUUCUGGCUGCUGGUCCUGCUGUGAUUGAACAAACUACACACCUGACUGCAUUCCGGGGAUUUGUAGGCACUUCGGUUCUCAUUCUUGUUGGUUGUGCUACUGACACGGCAAGAAAAGUUCAAGCAGAAAUAAUAUCCCAGAAGUACAAGAACAUAGAGUUUUAUGACAUCGACAAGUAUAACCAGUAUUGAGGAAAAACAGAUUAGAGGCUGGAGUGGAUAAAAUCUUAUAGAAUGAAACUUUAUGCUUUAGUUUUCUCAUGAAUCGUGUAGUGUUGACUACCAUAUGUAUUUUACGUUUUUGGUUUACAGUUUGAUUCUGACUUACAAAUUGUACAAAAGGUUACAUGGCUGCAAUUUUCCAUGGUGUUUGGCUAAUGGAAAAUCAUAUUCUUCUUGUUGUAA